UGGUUUGAACUAAAAGUGGCCACACAUUAAUUUAUGUACCCUCUCCUCUCUAGUCUCUCCGGUCGUUAUUCCCCGAUUUGCCCUAGUUAGUGAAGUACGAAAUAGUUUAUCGGUUUGCCGGUGUGGUUAAGGUUUUGAAAUUCAAGGAUACAGCUUCGUACAUCUGCUGCGUGGAUAAUGGCUAUGAGAAACUUGGAUAGAUUGAGUGAACUUUCUUCGGAAAUACUUGACAAGAUAUUGGGAUUAUUGUCCAUUCAAGAAGCUGCUAGAAUGGCCAUUUUAUCUACUUUUUGGAGAGAGAUGUGGUUCAAUCUUAGGGAUCUCAAUUUUAAUUGUCUGUUCUUCUAUGACAUUGAGAAGAAAUAUUCAUCUGCUCACAGUGACUUCAGGGCCCAAACAUCAAAAACUGAAACUAUAAAUAGUGAUAUCUUGACCUCUGCUGGUAUGUAUGUAGUCAACAAAGUUCUUAUAGAGCACAAAGGCCAUAUUCGCAAAUUUGGAUUUUCUUUUUUUCAUCAUGGGAGGAGUUCACUUACAUCACGGUCAUUUGACAUUGAUCAAUGGCUCCUUUUGAUCACACGCAAAGGGGUUGAAGUAAUCGACAUUCGUUUUCAACGAGACGGAAAAGAUGAAUACUCGCUGCCGAAAUGCAUAUUCUCUUGUCCAACACUCAAAAGAUUGUGGCUCCAUGGAGUCUCUGUUGAGCCCUUAAAUAUGCCUUGCAUAUUACCAAAUGCCACCUCACUUUCUUUUGUAAAUGUUAAAUUUGAUCCUAAUGAUGCUCUAGAUUACAGGGUUAAUGUUCCUAUGCUCGAGAGAUUGUUGUUUAUCGGAUGUGCUAACAUGUUCAGUUUUAACAUUACCGCACCAAAACUCUGUGAGUUACAGAUUCACUCUUGGUAUGACCAGUGUGGUGGUUUCCUCCCAGUUCACUUGGAUAUGGCAACCGUUAGUACUCUCAUUUUAGAUGCCCUUUCUCUCAAGAAAUUUGUUGAAGAGUUCGCAAACAGUCCACUACAACUACAACCACAUGAACUAAAUGUGGAGAACCUCUGUUUAACAAAUCCAUAUGAUGAAGAUGAUGCUUCUUCUGCUUUUAUUCGUUUGUUGAAGUUAUGUCCAAAGUCACGCGAUAUUCAUAUGGAUAUGGCGUUUGUCGAAGCUAUGAGAGAUUGUUUAGGCACAACGGAGAAUUCAAAGGAACUUCAUCGCGUGGCUGAAACACGCAACUUGCUUCACACUUUGAGUAUUGACUUCUUUGAUGCAUGUGAGAAUUAUCCGGCUUUGAUCAAGGGACUAGUUUCCUCCUUUCCAACACUCGUGAAGUUUGUCAUAAACGAUCUCGACUCUGAAUUUAAUCAAAAGAUUUUGGAAUUUCCCACAAACGUUGAAAUGAAGGUUGUGAAUUUUGGUAUUGAAUGAUUUCUGGAUUGUGUGAUUGGCAGUGUAGGCAUUACGUAUGGCAUUUGCUAUCAUUUCAAUACAAUCAAUGAUUUCUGGAUAGCGUAGCCAAUUAUGGGUACAAACUCUAUGAAGUUUCCAGUAUAGUAUAAGUAUUGUUUUGUUGUAACUUGUUAAUGCUACUUUGGCUACUUGAAAAAAAUGCUGCUUUGGCAAAUGACUACUACGUACCGAGUAUAAUAUUAGUGGAGGAAUGUUCUUAUUCGUACUUAAACAUCUAGAUGAAUGAAAUAUUUUGUUCAAAACCUGACUUGUG
Cuscuta epithymum is the source of this 1717-nucleotide messenger RNA. NCBI's taxonomy places the organism in Eukaryota, Viridiplantae, Streptophyta, Magnoliopsida, Solanales, Convolvulaceae. The record is from the annotation of a GenBank genome assembly.